Molecule: messenger RNA, 588 nt
Organism: Iphiclides podalirius (scarce swallowtail)
Lineage: Eukaryota; Metazoa; Arthropoda; Insecta; Lepidoptera; Papilionidae
Source: the annotation of a GenBank genome assembly
AUGGGAUUGUCUCCUAGCGAAAUCCUCACGCGGUGGUGGCCGCGAGCGCCCUUUCUGGCGCGGCACUUCCAGAGUCCCACAUUGCGGUCAUUCGACCAGUCCAUUGGCCAUGUUACAUCACCGCUCGUAAAUAGAAUCUCCUGGAGCGGUGGGCGCGCGGUGCGUGCAAGGAGGCGUGACGCGCCGCGCUCUUCUAGCGCGCAGCGGGACCUGCGGGUGCGAGAGGGACGGGGCGGUGUUACAGUUAAGCAGGAACUCUAUUUAUAUGCAAAUAUAACCUCGGAGCCGACACCUGUUUGCGUAUUCUCCGCGUUCGACGCGUUCGCUUUGUGGCGACUCUGUCUCCGUUUUCGCCGCGAGCGAACUCGUGGUUCGGCUGUGAAGUCGAGGGCUGCAGUGGAGGGCGAGGGGCGGUCGAGUCUUAUCUCAGGGCCCGAUAGGGAGGCGUCUCACGGAGGCGGCCUUAAACUGGAGCGAGACGGUGACCCACUAAAGCUCGCUCCGACGCGGGUGUUUCUCCACUUUGCCGGAAUAUUUAUGUGCAAGGGCACUCUGGCGCGAUUAGAAAGCCAUCUUCACAAUAUUGAC